Cornus florida is the source of this 1005-nucleotide messenger RNA. Its product is annotated as putative disease resistance protein RGA4. The transcript has a single exon. Gene Ontology annotation, biological process: defense response to other organism. The record is from RefSeq and is a predicted model, not a curated record. Lineage: Eukaryota; Viridiplantae; Streptophyta; Magnoliopsida; Cornales; Cornaceae. Bases 1 to 1005 code for a protein of 334 amino acids. Gene Ontology annotation, molecular function: protein binding; ADP binding.
AUGGGUGGUUCAAGAGGAAGUGAGAUUUUAGUAACUACUCGUGCUGAGUUGGUUGCAAAUGUUAUAGGGACAAAUUCACCAUAUUUUUUAAAAGGUUUGUCUGAGGAAGACUCCUUUUCUUUAUUUAAGAAAAUGGCAUUCAAACAAGGGAAAGAGUUGGAGAUUACAUUUCAAGUAACAAUUGGCAAGGAAAUUGUUCAGAAGUGUAAGGGAGUCCCUCUUGCCAUAAGGGCUUUAGGAAGCCAACUAUACUCUAAAGAUACAGUUGCUGAAUGGUUGACUUUCAAAAAUAAUGAUUUGUCAAAAAUAGCUGAAGAAGAGGAUGUUAUUUUGCCAAUACUAAAGUUCAGUUAUGAUUACCUUCCUUCGUAUCUGAAGAGAUGCUUUGCAUUUUGUUCCUUAUAUUUGAAAGAUCAAAAAAUUGACAAACAAGAAUUAAUACAAUUGUGGAUUGCGGAGGGUUUCAUUCAGUCAGUGAAUGAAAAUCAACAAUUGGAGGAUGUAGGUGAUUUGUAUUUUAUUAAUUUAUUGAGGAGGUCCCUUUUUCAGGAUGUUGAAAGGAAUGAAUGGGGUGAUCUAAUAAGUUGCAAAAUGCAUGAUCUUGUCCAUGACCUUGCCCAAUCGGUUGUGAGGGCGAGAUGUUCCAUUGUGAAUUCGAAUGUAGAAAAUGUUACUGAAAGAACUCGUCAUGUAUCACUUGGUUUCAGUGUAAAUUCAUCAUGGAAUAUUCCAACUCACUUGAUCAAAGCUAACAAGUUACGAACAUUUAUUUUGAAGGCUCAAAAGGUUGAAGUUUCAGAUAACCUAGUUUUUGAAAUGAUUGUUUCAACUUUUAAAUGGUUGCGUGUAUUGGAUUUGCAUUCCACGAGGAUCGAGAUUGUGCCGAGUUACAUAAGCAAGAUGAAACAUUUAAGGCAUCUUGAUCUCAGUGAUAAUACUGAUAUCACGACUUUGCCAAGUUCCAUAACCAUGUUGCAAAAUUUGCAGACUUUAAAACUCAAUUGA